Messenger RNA from Gordionus sp. m RMFG-2023, 1533 nucleotides. RefSeq names its product zinc finger MYM-type protein 1-like. The record is from RefSeq and is a predicted model, not a curated record. NCBI's taxonomy places the organism in Eukaryota, Metazoa, Nematomorpha, Gordioida, Chordodea, Parachordodidae. Bases 1 to 1533 code for a protein of 510 amino acids. The transcript is spliced from 6 exons.
AUGGAAGGAAAAAGGAGAAUGGAAGGAAAAAGGAGAAUGGAAGGAAAAAGGAGAAUGGAAGGAAAAAGUAGAAUGGAAGGAAAAAGGAGAAUGGAAGGAAAAAGGAGAAUGGAAGGAAAAAGGAGAAUGGAAGGAAAAAGGAGAAUGGAAGGAAAAAGGAGAAUGGAAGGAAAAAGGAAAAGAAGAGGGAAAGAGAGAAGCGAAAGGAAAAGUGAAAGAAAUAUGAAAAGAUUUAACCGAAAGGAAAUUAAAAAGGGAAGAGAAGAAAGGAAGGAAAAGAAAAAGGGUAAUGAAAGGGAAAGUAAAAAGGAAGAAAAGCGAAGGUGGUUAUUGCUAGCAUACUCCAUCCGAGACAGUGGAGCAUAUUGCAAAAUAUGUGUCCUGUUUGGACCACGAUAUGUUGGCAUAAAUCUAGUUAAGCUUAACACUCUUGUUAAGACUCCUUUCAAUAAAUACAAAGAUGCGGGGGAGAUUUUUGAAAAUCAUCAGAAAAUAAAUUAUCACAAAAGCUGUGAACUGAUGAUUUCCUCAAAAGAAUCAAUUCAAAAAGGGGAUAUGAUUCCCAUUUCAGCAAUAAUUGAUAAAAAUAGGGUUAAAAUUGCAAAAGAAAAUAGAGGCAAGAUAAAACUAACUAUUGAGGCUAUUUUAUAUUGUGGCUUGCAAGGCCUAGCACUUCGUGGCCACAAGGAUUCAGGAAGCUUAAAUUUUAAUAAUAAUGAUAACGAAGGUAAUUUUCGUGGACUUUUAAAAUUUAAAGCAUUAGGAGAUCCUGUAUUAAUGGAGAGCCUCAUUAGUACCAAUAAAAAUGUUACUUAUCUCAGCCCUAGGAUACAAAAUGAGAUAAUUGAUAUUUGCAACAAUAUCAUUUUAGAAAAAUUGAUUGUUGAAAUCAGUUCUGCCCCAUGCUUCUCAAUUUUAGCAGAUGAGACCACGGACAUUGCUGGCAUUGAGCAGAUGUCGUUGUGUGCGCGAUAUCUAAAUAUAAAUAUGAUACGUGGGCAAGGGUAUGAUGGAGCACGUGCAAUGAGUGGACAAUUCAAUGGGCUUCAGGCAUUUUAUAAAAAAAAAUGCCCAACAGCUAUAUAUGUCCACUGUGCUGCCCAUUCAUUCAACUUAGCAAUAUCGGAUUCAUGUUCUUUACCAUUGAUAUCAAAUUGCUUAGGUAAAAUAUCUAGCAUCUAUGAGAUGUUUAGAUACCCCAAGCGUCAAAAUAUUUUGAACAGAAUUAUAUCUGAAACUCCUUGCCCAACAAGGAGAAAAAAAUUGCAAAAAGCUUGUCCAACAAGAUGGAGUCUUCGACAUCAAGCAGUAACAGCUUUUAUCGAGUUAGAAGAGCCGAUUAUUAAUGCUCUUACAGAAAUAUCACAAUGGUCUGAAAGAGAUAUUUCUUCAGAAGCAAGCAACCAAUUUUUAAGGCAAAGGGUUUUUCUUAUAUUUUCUUCUUUAUACGACAUGCGGUUUUUUGACAACAAAUUAGUGCCAACUGAGAAAAGUCUUUCACACGCAGUUGAUGUUCCUUGUAUAGAUAAAUAA